Molecule: messenger RNA, 4764 nt
Organism: Symsagittifera roscoffensis
Lineage: Eukaryota; Metazoa; Xenacoelomorpha; Acoela; Convolutidae
Exons: 2
Coding region: 1326-4745 (1139 amino acids)
Biological process (GO): cell-matrix adhesion
Cellular component (GO): cell surface
Source: RefSeq, a predicted model, not a curated record
UAAAAGUCACUUAGCAGCGUCAAAAAAGUAACUGAGUUAAUAGUCAAGAUUGAAAAAUAAAAUAAAGGAAGCGUUCUCUGCUUGACUGACAAAGGGUAUGAAAUUAAGUGAAUUAAUUUGAAAUAUUUCGAGUUAUUACUUUAAGGUUCGUCAGUUAGAUCGCAGACUAACCCUCGAAUCAAGUGGGAACAACCCCCCAACCGUUUAAUUUAUUUCCAUCACUAAAUCGUAAAGGGAAUCAGUUUAUUUCUCAGUCCAAUAUUUUAUUUCUGAAGAAAAAAAAACGAAUUUUACUGCUUUCAUAUUUUACAAUAGAUAAAAACAAUGAUGAUAUAAAAACAUCUUGAGAAAUUAAACCAUAAAUGUCGUCACACCUGAAAAGGUGCAUUCUAUUUCGGGACAGGUUUUCAAAUCAGUGAACAUUUAACAUCCUCUGAUUCGCUUUCACUUGCGCAAUUAACUAUUAUUGAUAUGAAUGUUUUUCAUUCUUGUUUGCCUUUCACUCAAUUUUUUCUUUAUUUCGCCAAAAAUUGAAAUUUUCCUGGAACCUGCUAACUCCUUACUUCUCAUGAAUCGCUAAACAGCUUGCAACUUUUUUAAAAAAUCAUAAAGCGCUUCAUUUUUUCAUCGAGUUACUUUCAAAAUCUGAAGUUAUUUCGGAAAAAGUGGUUUCCUGAGAUUUAUGUAUAAUUUUGAUUGGAGUUUCUACUGCAACCUGUGCUUCUAAUUGAAGUAAAUGUCCUGAAGUGACGAGCGAAAGACUUCCGCUUGACAAUUGCUUUGGGCUAAAACGAAAUAGACAAGUCUCACCGGAAUUAUUAACAGUCAAAUCGUCUUUUUCUUCGCUAAAGACUUAAUGAGAUCUGAAGAACUGCUUUUGUCAAUUAAGAGACAGAACCGUAAAUAACUUCCACGUGAAUAAAGAAAAAAUUCUUUUUUUUUGUACCCACCCGCUUUGUGAAAUCUUACAAAGGAGAGAAAAAUGGAAAAAAUCUUGACUUUAAAUUAGACUCCCCGCGCGCGUCUACUUUGGAAAAACAAUGGAAAACAAAGGAAGAAUAAAUAAUGAGGGGCACCAUUAUACGACAGGGAGAUUAUAAUCCCGAGUCAUUAUUUCUUAUUAAUGAGUGAUCCAAGAGUUACUAACUGUUAAAUUAGUCCAAUUCCGAACCCCCUGCCCUCGCUUUUUAAAGAAUACCUUACGCUGCCUUUAAUUCCGCUAAUUUCCUCUCAGAAAAUCAUUCUUUUGAAAUCAUUUCAAAUUUUACCAGCUUUUUCACCAUAACUGCUGCUAUGCUCUUUUAUUUUCUUAUUAUUUUGAAAUAAUGAGUUUUUCUAAUUCUCAUAAAUUCAAAAAAAUGCUGAAAUUUCUUAUUAUAUUUUGUUUAUUGUCGUUUAGUUUUUGCGACGUUAUUUAUACAGGCGAUCUCUUAAACUUGAGCGCCGAAAGUAUAUCCCACAUGACCGAAACUCAACUAGCCGAACUCGAUUGGGAAACGUUAUGUCAAAUAGUUACAUCUGAAAUGGUCGGCCCAGCUAUCAUUGUUCACGCCGUUUCUUCAACUGUUGGGAAAACUUGGUCUACAUACGAUUUUGCAUCAUGUUUACAAGAGAAAGUCCAAGACACGUCUAAAAUGUCAGUCAAUUUACGAAUUGCAGCUCCUGAGUUUUUAGAAUCAAUACCCAUCAAGAAAUUUUACAAUUCCAAUUUUUUCCACAAAUACGCGGGAAUUUUGACGGAAGGCUUGAACGGAAACAUUGCCGAGGAAGGAAACUGGCGCGUCAAAAGUGGGCUAAGUCAGUUUUAUCUUGACGUGGUACCUCACACAAAGCUAGUGCGGGACUCGAACCUAUGUCAUGUUGUCUUCGACGCUAUUAAAAAUGACUUCUCAGUGUCAUUUUGGAGACUCAGUGGCAAAACUAGUUCAUGGAAAUUAUUUGCUUGCAUGUCAACAGAAACAAUUGAGUCGAAGCAUUUUGAAAUGCUUCCAGUUUUGGAUCAUCGGGACCUUCAAACAAGCACAUGGUCCAAAUUUGGAUUGGCCAAACGAGUUUUCUCCGACAACCGAAUUGUGAAAGAACUCGACUUUUUUCGAAACUACAGCUACCUUUUGGAUUCAACGUGGUCUAGUGACUUUCUGCUAAAUGUGUUUUCUGCUAAAACUGAUGUUUUGACUGUGCAACAGAUUACUGCGAAGAGUGAAAACUUCAUAAUAUUUCAAAACAUAGAAUCUGGUCUAGUAAAAUAUUCGCGAAUACCAAAUUUAUUUCUGGCGCAGCCAAAUUGGUCACUGAACUCUGAAAUCAAAAUAGCGCUGAGAAAUACUUUCAACAAGCCUGAAGAAUUUCAAAAAAUGAUUAUCGAACUGAACCAAAUUCGACUCAUAAGGACAAAACAGCUUUUGAUCGCUGACUUGAUCUCGGAGAAGAUUAAGUUUGAUUCUCAGAAAGACUCUUUUUACGAUUAUUUAGAAUUUCUAGGACCAAAUGUCGACGCAAUUCCAUUCGAAAAUAUCCAAAAACUCAGCACACAAGAUGCAAAGGUCAUUUCAUUCUUCAUUCUACAAGCCCAGAAUCUGAAUCAAGUUCAAAAAUUUAUUCACGCUCAGAAAACCCAGACACUAAUCGGCGAUUCAAACCUGCUCAAAAAUCUGUUCAAUUUCGGGCCUGAAUAUGUCGAUGUUUUCGGACUUUUCAAAUUCCGUGUUUUGGAUUUGAUGAGCGCGUUGGCCCAGCAAUACUCGCCAGAAAAAGGGUUCCAAAAAGUAGACUUUUUCUCGAAAGAACUAGCCGCUAUCAAUUUGACUCCAACUUCUAAACGGUUCAUUCUAGAUUACACGAAAAACUUUGUCAUAAAUACAAAUACUUCCAAAACUAUCAGCGGUUUCGAGAAUAUCAUUUCAGUAAAUGAUAUUGAAAAUAUAAAGCCGAAUGAACUAUUAAAUGUUCUGGCUGUGCUGGAUAAAUCUAAAUUACCUCCGAAAGUGGUCGAACAGUUCGCGAAAAUGAUAAUUAAUUUACAAGGAAUGUCGGGAAUUCAAGACAUUGAUCAAAAACCAAACUUGGAAAAGUUUUCAAAAUCCGAAUUGCGAUUAAUUGGUGGAGAAAUUUUGAGUCAAGUUGAUGUUGAAAAAUGGAGCUCUGUUGAAAAGGGCAGGUGUUUAUACAUAGUUCAACUAAUCGGCCAAAAUGACAAUGUUUGCAGAACCACUGACGAAAAACAAAGAAGAGCUAUCGUUACCCAAUUGAUAAAUAAAUGCAAUCUUUCAGAAGAUGAAAAGAAACCGCACUAUCUUAUGAGGCUUUUGGGGAACUUGAUUGCUGACUACAUAGGAGCUACAGAUUUUGUGGAUCAUAAAUACAUCACUGAUAAUAUCAAUUUCUUGGAAAAGUCUUGUUGGACUUAUGAAAAUGGAAAAAUUCUGCGAAAUCGAAUUUUUACUGAAAAUAUAUUCAGCAAAAUAGAAUGGCCGAAAGUCAUUUUGAGCUUGAACACCCAAUUUUAUAAUUUACUUGAGCAAGAGUCAGAAAUAAGGAGUUUAACCGAUCUUGCUAAAACUGAUCCUAGACUGAGAGAAUCAUUAAUUUAUCUUUCUAGGCAAACCCCCACAAAUUUACGCGAGGAAAAAUUCCAUAAGAUCCUGGUAAGCUCAUUAAUUUCCGAAUUAUUACCAUCAUACGAAAGUCGUUCGACGUGCUGGAGAAUUGAACAACGAAACGAACUAACGUGUCACAAACUAAGAGCAUUAGGCGACUCGAUCAAGUUCGUCAACCAAUCAGACUUGAGAAACAUGAACGAGUGCGAGCUUCGAAGGUGUCUCGAGUUUAUAACGAACAACAAAUUCUCGACUGAACCCCAACUUAAAGUCCUUUUAGAAAAAUUCAAAAGUUUUGAAUACUGGAAAAAUGAAUUUAUCAGCAAACGACAGCAAGUUGCGCUGUUAGGAAGAAGCUUAACUUAUAUGGACUCCGAGGACUUUCAACGUCUGAAUCUUGACUUUUCCGACCGGAACAUUCUGUUCCAAUUAGGUCGAAUCGACAAUUGGAACAAAAACAGAUUAGCAGAGAUUACAACCCGAGUCAAAAUUGAAACUGGAUUACAAGUGAAUGCAUUGACAGCAUUGGAUGUGAAAACUUUAGGAAAUAUCAUUUGUGGCUUCAACGUCGAAGAGCUUCUCAGUUUCCGACCGGACAUUAUCAAGCAAACAAUUCAAGAUCUCGGUAAACUGAACUCCUGCUCUCAAGAUCAAUUCAAAUCCCUGACAUACCCAGCAACCCUGGAAUUCGGCCCCGUCCAGUCCUGGAAACCCAGCCUCAUCCUAGAAUCGGGAAACUUAGCCACAGGAGGGAGCUACAAAGUCCUAAAAGAUUUGAGCGCCGCCCAACUUCAAUUUAUUGACGUUGACAUACUGAAAAAAGUGACUGAAAAGGAGGAAAAUCUGGACGAGGAAUUCCUCAAAAAAUUAGACCACUGCAAAAUGUCGAAAUUGGCCGUGAAAACAGAUAGCAGUGAAAAUGGAAACAGUUUCAACCAACAAAGUUACGUUACUUAUAAUAUAUUUUCCCCAAAUGGUACCAAAAUGAGCAACGGGAAUGAAAAAGAUGUCUGGAAACAUGAUAAAAACGAAAUUACAAGUCUAAUGCAAACUCAGAUCAUUUAUAUCGAUAGCUAUGCGUCGAAACGUUCGCUUCAGUUGAUUGUAUUAAUUGUUGUAUUUGUUAGCAGGGUUUUGUACUUUAUUUGACCUCCAAUUUGUAAAUUUU